Molecule: messenger RNA, 765 nt
Organism: Carcharodon carcharias (great white shark)
Lineage: Eukaryota; Metazoa; Chordata; Chondrichthyes; Lamniformes; Lamnidae
Product: testis-specific serine/threonine-protein kinase 4-like
Exons: 3
Coding region: 1-765 (254 amino acids)
Biological process (GO): intracellular signal transduction; microtubule cytoskeleton organization; protein phosphorylation
Cellular component (GO): cytoplasm
Molecular function (GO): ATP binding; protein serine/threonine kinase activity; tau-protein kinase activity
Source: RefSeq, a predicted model, not a curated record
AUGGCCAACGCUCAAGCCACGGUGGUGUCCGCCAUCUUGGAGAAGCACGGCUACCAGCUGGGCCGCUACCUCGGCAAAGGGGCCUACGCCAUCGUCUGGGAGGCCUACUUCAAGACGUGGCAGACGAACGUGGCCAUCAAGGUGGUGCUGAAGGAGAAGGCCGAGGCCGAGUUCCUCACCAAGUUCCUGCCCCGCGAGAUCCAGGUCUGGAAGUCCCUCAAGCACCCGAACAUCGUCAACUUCUACCAGUCCAUCGAGACCACCAACCGGGUCUACGUCGUGCUGGAGCUGGCGCCGGGGGGCGAGGUCAUGGACAUGAUCCGCACAAAGGGGGCUUGCGACGAGAAGAUGUCGGGCAAGUGGUUCGAGCAGCUGUGCCAGGGGAUGGCCUACAUCCACAGCAAGGGGAUGGUGCACAGGGACCUGAAGCUGGAAAACCUGCUCCUGGACAAGAACAAUAACAUCAAGAUCUCGGACUUUGGCUUCAGCAAGCAGGCGGCCACCGACUUGGAGAGCCUCAAUCACGUGAAGCUCAGCGAGACGUACUGUGGCAGCUACGCCUAUGUACCCCCCGAGAUCCUCCAGGGACUCCCCUACAACCCCUUCCUGUCCGACGUCUGGAGCAUGGGAGUCAUCCUGUACACCAUGAGGACAGGCAAGCUACCCUUCGAUGACUCCAACCUGCGGCGCCUCCUCAGGCAGAUGAUCAAGGGCCCGAUUUUCUCCCAGAAGCACAAGUCAAUCUCCCACGAAUGCAAGAUUUAA